Molecule: messenger RNA, 982 nt
Organism: Tauraco erythrolophus (red-crested turaco)
Lineage: Eukaryota; Metazoa; Chordata; Aves; Musophagiformes; Musophagidae
Source: RefSeq, a predicted model, not a curated record
GGUGCUCAAGGUCCCAUGGGUCCCUCCGGUCCUGCUGGUGCUCGAGGCAUGCCGGGUCCCCCCGGCCCCGUCGGCCCCUCUGGCAAAGAUGGCUCCAACGGCAUGCCCGGCCCCAUCGGUCCUCCCGGCCCCCGCGGACGGAGCGGCGAACCGGGUCCUGCGGGUCCUCCUGGAAACCCAGGUCCCCCCGGUCCUCCCGGCCCCCCGGGCACCGGCAUCGACAUGUCGGCUUUCGCUGGCCUGGGUCAGCCGGAGAAGGGUCCCGAUCCCAUCCGCUACAUGCGCGCGGACGAGGCCGCCGCCUCUUGCACCCAAGAGGACAGCGAGGUCCACCACGAGCUUUGCUCUGACCUCCAAAACCUCCUGUUCACACACCGUUUGCUCCCCGCUGCAGGAGACUACUGGAUCGACCCGAACCAAGGCUGCACCUUGGACGCCAUCAAAGUUUUCUGCAACAUGGAGACGGGCGAGACCUGCGUCUACCCCAACCCCAGCAGCAUCCCCAAGAAGAACUGGUGGACCAGCAAGACCAAAGACAAGAAGCACGUCUGGUUCGCAGAGACCAUCAAUGGCGGUUUCCAUUUUAGCUACGGCGAUGAAGACCUGGCUCCCAACACCGCCAGCAUCCAGAUGACCUUCCUCCGCCUCCUGUCCACCGAAGGCUCCCAGAACGUCACUUACCACUGCAAGAACAGCAUCGCCUACAUGGACGAGGAGACGGGCAACCUGAAGAAAGCCAUCCUCAUCCAGGGCUCCAACGACGUGGAGAUCAGAGCCGAGGGCAACAGCAGGUUCACCUACAGCGUCUUGGAGGACGGUUGCACGAAACACACCGGCAAAUGGGGCAAGACAGUCAUCGAGUACCGGUCGCAGAAGACCUCGCGCCUGCCCAUUGUAGAUAUUGCACCUAUGGACAUUGGUGGAGCCGAUCAGGAGUUCGGCGUCGACAUUGGCCCAGCCUGCUUCUUGUAAAAAGAAUUGU